AUGGAUGUGAUCUUCGAGCCUCAAAGAGGAAGACCGUUCUCCAUUGAAGUGGGUUUCUUUGACACAGUACAAGAUAUCAAAGAGAAGAUCCAGAAAUACCAAGGGAUCCCCAUGACCACACAAACCCUAAUCUUCAAUGGCCAGGUCCUUCCGGACGAGCGCGACGUCGAGCACUGCGAGAUCCUACAGAACUCGCACGUCCAGCUCGUUGUGGUCGAUGCUGCCUCACCCCAAAACCCAAGCAAGGCCGAAGAACCCUCUCCAUCUCCGAGCACGAAACUCCAGCUCAACGUGAAGAGCGCUUCCUUGAAAGCGCGCAUCUCAGUCGAGAUUGACGCGAGCAACACGGUGGCGCGAUUGAAGGACAAGAUCCACGAGAUCGAGGGCGUGCCCACAGGCCACCUGGCUCUCCAGGUGAACGGCAUGGAGUUGCAAGACCACCAGUCGGUCGGGGAGUGCGAGCUCUCGGACAACGCCGAGGUCGAGGUCUCCAUGAAGCAAUGCUCCCCGACGACGUCGGCGGCACCCAUGUCCUCCAAAAAGCUGAGGGUGAUGGUGCUGCCGAAGUGCGGGACGAAGAGGAUCGCGGUCGAGGUGAGCGGGUCGGACAACGUCGGGGAGCUGAGGAAGGAGCUCCAGAAGCUGCAGAAGUCGGACCAGUUGCAUCUGCCGCAGGAAGGCUAUUUCUUCAUAUACAAGCAGAAUGUGAUGGAUGAAGAUAGGUCGUUUAGGUGGCACCAUGUUGCGCAGGGUGACACCAUUGAGAUCUUCAACGGAAGCGUUACGGGCGGAUCAUAGCACCAUUCUCGUUUGCCCCUUCUUUUUUUUACUCC
Rhodamnia argentea is the source of this 833-nucleotide messenger RNA. RefSeq names its product ubiquitin domain-containing protein 7SL RNA1-like. The transcript has a single exon. The record is from RefSeq and is a predicted model, not a curated record. Bases 1 to 798 code for a protein of 265 amino acids. Gene Ontology annotation, cellular component: cytosol; nucleoplasm. Lineage: Eukaryota; Viridiplantae; Streptophyta; Magnoliopsida; Myrtales; Myrtaceae. Gene Ontology annotation, biological process: proteasome-mediated ubiquitin-dependent protein catabolic process. Gene Ontology annotation, molecular function: proteasome binding; ubiquitin binding; polyubiquitin modification-dependent protein binding.